Molecule: messenger RNA, 1793 nt
Organism: Peromyscus californicus insignis
Lineage: Eukaryota; Metazoa; Chordata; Mammalia; Rodentia; Cricetidae
Gene: Rbm11
Product: RNA binding motif protein 11
Exons: 5
Coding region: 103-810 (235 amino acids)
Biological process (GO): regulation of alternative mRNA splicing, via spliceosome
Cellular component (GO): nucleus
Molecular function (GO): single-stranded RNA binding
Source: RefSeq, a predicted model, not a curated record
CCUCUCGGGGCCGCGCAGGAAAGCGGAGCGAGGGGGCGGGGCCUCGGCCUGGCUUCCAUCCCUCCCCUCCCUCCCCUCUCCCUGGCUGCGGGGACCGCAGGGAUGUUCCCGGCUCAGGAGGAGGCUGACAGGACCGUGUUUGUGGGCAAUUUAGAGGCCCGAGUACGGGAAGAGAUUCUUUACGAGCUGUUCCUUCAGGCCGGGCCACUAACUAAAGUGACUCUUUGCAAAGAUAGAGAUGGAAAGCCAAAGUCCUUUGGUUUUGUCUGCUUCAAGCAUCCUGAAUCUGUGUCUUAUGCCAUAGCUUUGCUGAAUGGGAUUCGUUUGUAUGGAAGACCAAUUAAUGUGCAGUAUCGAUUUGGUAGUUCUCGCUCUUCUGAACCAGCUAGCCAAAGUUUUGAGAGCUGCGUUAAGAUACACUCACACAGCUUCAGGAAUGAUGAAAUGCUGGGCAGAUCCUCGUUCCCCAUGCACUUUUUCCCAAUUGCGAAUGCUGCUUUACCUCAAGAGUAUUUUUUCUUUCAGAAGACGCACUGGCACACCCACAGUCCAAUGUUGCAGCCUCCUUUCUACGACAUGACAGCAUCCCUUCCCAACAGUGCCUCUGGAUCGCGCUCCUUAAACCUCGAGGCUGGACCCAGCUCCUACGAGUGGACUCACCAGCAACCAAGUGACCCUGACCUUUAUCAGAGGAACAAGCGAAAGAGGGAAAGGCAGGCCAGUGACACCGACAGUAGCUCAGAAGACAAGAGAGGGAAUGAAGGGAGCCAGAAACACCAGAAAUGCAAAAGGAAGAAGAAAUACCAGUGAAAUUUAUCUGCACUGUGCUCAACUCUCUCUCUAAAAAAAAAAAAUCUGUUGUACCAAAUGACCCAUUUCUUGGCCAUCUUGUCUUUUUUUAAACACAUAUGAAAAUAUGACUCUGUGAUUUGCUGUUCAGUUUUUGCCCUGAAUGAUAAAAAGUCUUUAAACAAUAAUAUAAUGUACUACUUUUGUAUUUGCAAGGUUAUUUUUGGCCCAUUGUCAAGAAGAAUAUACUUUACAUCAUCUUAUUUUUAGAGCUGAGGAUGAAAUUUGACCGAGUUCUAAAGCCACUCUCUGAACCCUUGAGGGUUAACCACGAUGCUCUCCCUAGAGUCUCCCUAAGGUUUCCAACCACAAGUGGGCUGGCCUCAGAUGUAGAUCGCUGGGAGAGCUAAUGGGAAUACUUAAAAACAACAUGGUCUAAGGGAUACGUAGUGAGGAGGCUGCAGUUCCCUUUGUAACUGACACUUUGUUUUUAUGCCUAAAUGUGAUUUCUCUAAGCAUCCCUAGCAGGGUUGAUUUCACAUGACCCUGACUGUAAUACCAAAGGAAAGACAACUGUGGUAUGCUUAAAGGGAAGGCCACAUGAUAGUCCCUCUUUUCAUGAUUGUAUUUGACCUAAUUCUUUACAUUUCAUUUAUGGUUUGUAGUGAGAAAAAAAAAAAUCAGUCAAUGAUGUCAGUAUCCACUGUCCACUUCUGCCAGCAAGGGUGGAAAUACACAGGAAAUGUGUGAAUUGCCAUGAUGAGCAUGUGUAUAGAAUGAUGUAUCAUCAUCUAUUUAGUGCCUACUUCCAGGUCUAUAUUUUUAAUUCACUUAUUUUAGGAGAUAAAUGGACUACAUGUAAAAUGAAUGGUGGAUGUCAAUUUUAUUCAGCAUUAAUCAAAAUUAUGAGAAUCAUGUAUUUAUUAAAGCUAAUUGAAAGAAUUGGGCAAACUCACUUGGAUUUAUCUACUCAGUUCAAUAAGAAGAACCACACAUGGAUGUUA